Anneissia japonica is the source of this 3124-nucleotide messenger RNA. RefSeq names its product organic solute transporter subunit alpha-like. NCBI's taxonomy places the organism in Eukaryota, Metazoa, Echinodermata, Crinoidea, Comatulida, Comatulidae. The transcript has 9 exons. The record is from RefSeq and is a predicted model, not a curated record. The coding region runs from base 467 to 1513 and encodes 348 amino acids. Gene Ontology annotation, molecular function: transporter activity. Gene Ontology annotation, biological process: transport.
CAUUUCUAGUGGCGAAUUGUGCCAAGUGGAUUCACAUUUGGAGUGAAAUUUUAAACAUUAGUUUGAAGUGGAUAAAGGUCGAAUUGCGAUUCCUACACUUAAACCACGCCAUAAUCACGUUGAGGAACUAAUAUGUUAGCAAUAAGUAGGCCUGUGAAGAGAUCGUGAUUGGAUCGCAGCCAUAGCACAUUGAAUUUUGGUACAGAACUAUUUUGGUUGAUAUGUUACGGAUAGUGAUUCUACUAUACUUAGGGGUAUGAACUUGGAUGUUAAAUCUUGAACAAUCUAUAAAACACUAUAAGUAGGGACGUUAUUUGUAUGAGAUAUAUCAGAAUGCGGCCAAGAAUAUUGUGAUACAGGAUUUGAGAUUUAGUUAAUGUCGGUGAACAAUGUGUUAUUACAUAUUUGACUGUGAUUCUUGACUUCCUGAAACGCAAUACGAUAAAGCCAUCAGUAUUUAAGGAAUAUGAGGGACGUUAUGUUUGGUACAACGACCAAGACACCACUAAAUGAUACGUGUCCUGACUUUGACCCAACGGCUGGCGAACUUUUCGAAACUAUUGGUGAUCAUCCUGGCGUAAUCUCUAUCCUGGUAGUGUGUACCAUCAUAACAAUAAUCGAGUGUAUAUUGUUUUGUGAGGCUGCGCAUUACGUAGCGUCUACGAUCCCGUACACAGAUCGACGCAAUUGUAUUAUCUGGAUACUGGGAAUUUACCCUGUUUUCUGUCUGACGUCACUUCUAGGUUUGUACAUACCAAGAUCUGCAGUACUAUGCAAUUUGACUGCAUCUGUAUAUUUCUCCGUUUGUCUUUAUCAAUUCUUCGUUUUAAUAAUCGAUUACUAUGGAGGGCAUGAUUCAAUCCUACUGCAGAUGAGUAAUAUUGAGGUGUCACUACGAAGUCCGCCAAUCGGCUGUUUCUUCCCUUGCUUACCCACCUUUAAAAUGACAGAGAAAAAUUUACUUCGUAUAAAGAUAGCGGUGUUCCAAUGCGCUUUGAUAAGGCCAUUUGUCUUGUUCGUCACAGAAGUACUGUGGCUAAACGGAACAUACGUUCCGGGAUCGUUAGCGUCGGACGAAGCGUUCCUAUACGUAAAUAUAAUAACGCUGACGUCAACGAUAAUUGCGAUAUACGCAUUCAUCAUGUUUUACCGUGCGUCACGUGAACCACUACACGGCUUCAAACUGACACCUAAGUUCAUAGUGGUGCAACUUGCGUUAAUUUGUAGCAAUAUUCAAAUUAUUUUCCUCGGAAUUCUCGUUCUUACUGACGUCAUACCUUGCGACGAUCCAUUCCCGACGGAUUCCCGCCACAAUCGAUGGCAGUGCUUGAUCCUGACACUGGAGUCCGCAAUCAUCUUUCCGUUCGUUUUGAAAUUUUUUCGUACGAGAAACGGAAACAUCGUCAGCAUAUUAGGGAAUGGGAGAGUGAAGGAAAUAAAAGAAGGAGCUAGCCUUCUACGGAAAAGCUACAGUUCAAGUUCAAUAUCUGGAAAUACAUACGUCACGUUAUGAAGCAUCACGUGUGGAGUGGGUUUAUCUAGGAAUAUUACGAGGGGGCGGAGUGAUGGCAAUGAUGAGGGGAGCGAUGGUUAGGUAGAUUAAGUAAGUGGCACUAACUGGAAAAAAAAGGUGAUUUAUAACUACUUGAGUGUAACUUUCUUGCUCAGCAACUUUCCAACGAAGCGAAGUACUACCCACGCCUACAAGUUAGACACUUCGAUGCAAAUGUUUUUUCUGACGUCAUCAUAAUUUAUGUUCCCUCGCGCGAAAUCUAUAGCGUCAGUUCGCUUUCUGAGCUCUGAUUGGCUUCGCAAAAAGUAGAAAAAGUUCGAAAUACUUAUUUCACUGAAGCAAAUAUUUUGGAUAGAAAUGUGAAUGUUCAUGCGCAUGAAACGAUUCCUUCGAUUUGAGCGAAUACAUUCGCGUAAUGGAAAACGGCCUUUAGUGUAGGACACAACCCCUACCUUGGACUUGCUGUGGUUUAAAUGCAGUCUUGUGAAAUGUUAUCAAUUGAACUCUCGAACAAGAUGAAAAAAUGCAUUAUGUAAAGUAGCAGAUGUUUAAUCAACAAAAAACUGAUACUUUCAUUAAUGAAAUAUUAAAUAUUAUGAUAACUUUUGGUCAAUCUGUACUGGUUUAUGAAAGGAUUGACAAUGUCAAGUUGAGCAUAUCAUAUUAAAACAUAUAAGCCAAUCAAAUUAAUAAGUUAAAGAUAGGACAUUAGAGUUACACGAAUGAAACAACCAGAAAGAAGUUUCUGUUGAAAUACACACAACCAAAUACUUUGGCUUAUAUUAGUUAACCAAUUAAGUGCUUCAGCACUUAUUAAAAUUUUUGGACGAUUCCUAAGAGCACUUAGCAUUAGAAUGGUACCAUAUGUUGUAAAUUAUUAAAAUGUAUUAAAAUUAUGUGAGUAAUUGGUUGUUUAAUAGUGUCACAAUGAUAUGAAACAGGAAGACAUUGGUAUCAAUGUUAUCUUAAUGAUGUGCUCAGACAUUUAUUAAUAGCAUAUAUGUCAAUUAAAUGCUGCAGCUAUUUUUCGAAAAGGCAUUUUUGCAUAAAAAUCGCAUAUAUGAUAAAUUUUGAUGUUCCGCAUAGCAAAAUUCAUGUUCAAUGCGUUGGUAAAAAGCGUACACUUGCCUGCAUUAUUCUAGUAUGUUUAGCAACCAGUUAGUAAUGGUAUGUGAUUUAUUUUUUGAUAAAUCAAUAAGCUAUACCAUGAUGCAUUUUUUACUGCUUUUAUAUUAAAAUGUGCUAUUUUAAUAAGCUGAUAAUAGAGGGCUCACUCCAUAAACAUUGGUGACGGUCUUGUCAUCAGCUUUGUAAAUAAAGCUGAGUUUGAAGAAAACACUUGUCUUGUGCUUUGUUAUUUUGUAUUUACUAACUUUUAAUUUACAAAUUAAUUGGAGUACACUCAUUAACUUUAAUUAUAAAAAUACUACUGCAGUUGUUAAGCACUUAUAAAAAGUGAUGAAAUACACCUUGCAGAAAAAAUUAAAUUAUUAUGGAUAAUAGGAGAAGGGGGGGUGGUAAUGAAGGUGGUUGGUUCUAAUAAAAAGGUGUACCAUGACGGGUAAACAUUAACUUUUUAUAUAAUUUUCAGAUAAAAUAAAAAAAAAAAAA